AUGGACCCGAGCUACAAGGCUCGCAAGGAGGCCUUCGUCUCGAACCUUUCGGGAAGUUCCAUCCUAGAAAUCAAUGCCGUCACCCUCGUCGCUUCGACAUCCGUCCUUCUCUGGUCCGCGCUCCAGUCCCGAUUGUCCUUCUUCACAUCUGCUAGCCCCGCCGCCCUCGUAGCAGACUUCCUUCUCAAUGUACUAGCCAUCUUGUUUGCAACAACGGCUUAUUCAUCGGCACCAUGGCUGCUGAACAUCCUCCUCGUCUCCCCCGUUCUACUCCUCGUUUUGACGCCAUCGCCCGCGCGUACCAAAAAAGCGAAACCUCCACGCAAGUCCACGGCCACGGAAAAUGAUGAAGUUCAAGAUAUUCGAGAGAGGGCAGCAUCCCUGCCCAUCCACCCUUUCCUGACGACAUAUCGCGCCGCCAUGAUGAUCGUCACCUGUGUCGCCAUUCUGGCUGUCGACUUCCCCGUGUUCCCGCGUCGUUUCGCCAAAGUCGAGAACUGGGGUACAUCUCUCAUGGACUUGGGUGUCGGCUCGUUUGUGUUUUCUGCCGGCGUGGUCUCUGCUCGUGCGGUUUUGAAGGGUCGCGAUUCGCGAUCUGCCCGGCCAGCUCUUCCCAAGAGACUGAUCGGGUCUGCUCGACAUGCAGUCCCUCUCAUUGUGUUGGGCCUGAUCCGGCUCUGGAGUGUCAAAGGGCUUGACUAUGCGGAACACGUCACGGAAUACGGCGUGCAUUGGAACUUUUUCUUCACUCUCGGCUUGUUGCCCCCCUUUGUAGAGAUCUUUGACUCGUUGACAGCGGUAAUUCCGUCCUACGAGCUUCUAGCACUUGUCAGUGCAGCCCUCUAUCAGAUCGCUUUGGAAUCAACCGAUCUCAAGGGCUACAUCCUCGUCUCUCCCCGAGGUCCGGACCUCUUGUCGAAGAACCGCGAGGGCGUCUUCUCGUUCAUUGGAUACUUGGCCAUCUUCCUUGCCGGUCGGGGAGCUGGAAUUCGUAUUAUACCACGCGGAAUAUCGUCCUCCAAAACCCCACAGCAGGCGCGCAGAUCCGUGCUAACAAGCUUGGUGCUCCAGGCCUUGUUUUGGUCUACCUUGUUCUUUUUCAAUUCCACUUACGCCUUCGGCUACGGCGCCAACAUUAUCGUGUCGCGCCGGUUGGCCAAUAUGCCGUAUGUGCUCUGGGUCUCCGCGUUCAACAGCGCCCAGCUGUUCUUGUUCUGUCUGACGGAGACUAUGUUCUUUCCGUGGAUUCACCGGUUAUCCGGGAAAGACGGCGAGGUGGAGCGCGCCUCUUUUGCGACGAGCAGGAUCAUGCACGCGUUCAAUCGCGGUGGUCUUGGGGUUUUUCUCAUUGCAAACCUGCUGACAGGCGCAGUGAACUUGAGCGUGCGGACUUUGGAUGUCCAAACGCCACAGGCCAUGGGCAUCUUGGUGGCCUAUGCCGCGGUCGUGACUGGUGUCGCGCUGGCAAUGGACCGGUAUAAUAUUCGCCUGGCCUUGUAA
Molecule: messenger RNA, 1500 nt
Organism: Penicillium lagena
Lineage: Eukaryota; Fungi; Ascomycota; Eurotiomycetes; Eurotiales; Aspergillaceae
Gene: gwt1
Product: putative GPI anchor biosynthesis protein Gwt1
Exons: 2
Coding region: 1-1500 (499 amino acids)
Biological process (GO): protein localization to plasma membrane; GPI anchor biosynthetic process
Cellular component (GO): membrane; endoplasmic reticulum
Molecular function (GO): glucosaminyl-phosphatidylinositol O-acyltransferase activity
Source: RefSeq, a predicted model, not a curated record